Molecule: messenger RNA, 1446 nt
Organism: Seminavis robusta
Lineage: Eukaryota; Bacillariophyta; Bacillariophyceae; Naviculales; Naviculaceae
Source: the annotation of a GenBank genome assembly
UUCGCGAAGACUUCAGCCACGCCACAUUUAUACCUCAAACGAAGAUGACAGCCUUUGGGAUAGCUAUUGCUACAUCAUCCUGUUGAACGGCUUACAUGACAAUCUUCCUUCACCCGCCCCUCUCCUGUUUUUAUCUACUACCGUAGUCGGCUGAACGAAGGCGAGAUCUGCCUCACAAAUCAAUAUUAUCAUCAUCGAAACUGGGUUGAUUGCACACAAGACACUUUAGCGUGCCGCAGACCUUCCACGACCAAAUAUAUUAUUUACUCGACUGCUUGAGAACGGCAACUGAUCCUUCAACCAAGUCAACCUACCGCUACGCUGCAUUGCGCUUCGAGAAAGCUACUCCACCACCAAUCCAAUAUAAAUAUAUACUGUAUAAAAUGGGCCCAUCAUGUCGGUUACUGCCCCACGGAGGCUACGCGUUAAUACCCACAGUGUUGACCAGCAUGGCGUGGUUUGCUUCGAUAUUCCAAGACGGCUGCGAUUACGCCAUUAUCGAAGGUCCCGUGGUACAAGCCAUUACAGAUGACGACGAUACAGUCCCCUGGGUGGAAGCAGGUUAUGCAGGUUUUCGAACACCUCUCUACAAUUCACUGGAAGACGCCUGGGACAUUACGUAUACAGGUCAAUGCCUCGACUACAACAUGGACAAGGUCACAUUGGAUGCCGCAUGGAAUGCUGGAAAGGCAUUUGCCUUUUUGGCAUUAGUCAUGGGAGGAGGAGGCACCCUAUUUCUAUGGUUCAGCGUCUGCUGUGUUUUCUCCAAAGCUACCUGGAGAUUUGCAGGAUACGAAGUCCUAUUAGCCGCAAUAUUCCAAGCCAUGGCGUUCUUGUGGUUCUUAAAUUCCAUGUGCACGCACCGGAAUACCUGUUCCUUGAGUUGGGGGAGCAAGGGUGACGUUGCAGCAUGUGCCUUGUGGGCAUUGGCGGCUCUUUCCAUUCUGGUAUACUACCCCUCUCCCAAAGUGCCCAGCGAUGCUCUGCGACAACAGCAACAACGAGAAACGACAAAUCCUGAAAUUUCCAUUACAGGUCUCGUAGACCAAUAUCCUUACGAUUCUGCUACGGCGGCAACAUCGCCGGCAUCACAAAUAUCAUCCACAUACUCACAUAUAGCCGCGGGGCUGCCUCUUGAAGGAGAUGCCACUGCCACCUUUUUGGCAUCACCCAAGAAGCAUAGGCUAUCGCCCAAGAAACCGAGCAGUAGUGGACACUUAAAGAAUGUGGAAGUAUUAUAGCAAAUGGCGCAGCUACCGUAAAGCACAAGUCCAAAAAAGAAAGGAAUUGGAACGGUUACUUUUGCUAGCUACGUAACAAACGCGGUAGGGUUUCUUGGGUGGUUUGUUUUGGCAGAAAGAUAAGUUUUGGUUCAUGCCAGUUUUUUGGUUGGCCGCGUUUAUGAUGGCGCAAACCUUGUAGUAAUAGAAUGAAAUUGACGAAUCC